AUGAAUGAGUGUAGUAGUAUAAUAUCAACACAGGAUAAACAACUAUAUCGAGAGAUGUUGUUGACAUUGUUGACAAAGUUCAAUCAUCUUGGUCAGAGUGGAAAGAUAUCCAUUCAUUUAUCAAUCAUUAUAUCACAUGUGGCACGUAUUGAUUAUCCAACUGAAUGGCCAACAUUGUUUCAAUCGAUGUUUACACUAUUGGAGCAGGGCAACGAUGAUAACAAGAAGAGUGCGAUGAUUACGAUCAAACAUAUAUUGAACGAGUUGGCCUCGCGAUGCUUCUUGCCCGAGCGCCAAGCACUCUACGCCAUCUCCAAUCAGCUGUUCAAGUUCUUCAGUCCGUACAUUGAGAAUGGCACCAAUCUACUGGCUCAGGUGCUCGAACAUGCAGCUACGCUACAGCAACAUCUCAGCUCACUUGAGCAGUUGUUGAUGGCGGCCAAGAUCAUGCGACGAAUCAUUCAAUAUGGACAUACAGAGUAUCAAGAGAGCUCUGAGAUCACCAAGCACUUCAACUACCUCUUCAACACACUGUCGCGUCUACAUUCACUGAGGUCGAACAUUAUCCAACCUCACACACAGACGAUCACUCAGGCACAGCUUCAACAUCCAUUGUCAUUCAUUGAGUUCCUUCCAUCAUCUUUGAACUACUUCAAUCAGCAGAUACUGCGGUACAACCCGCAUGCCAUGGACGACAAUGCAAAGAGGUCUUUCUUCAAGAAGUCGUUGGUCCAAUCACUCACAUUCCUAAAGUCAGUGGUCGAUUGUCACAGCUAUCAGACAGAGAUGAUGUUUGAGGAUGACGACGAGUCAGAGCCCAUCUCCAAGCUGGCCGCACAGACACUGCCCGACGUCAUCACUCCCACCCACAGGGCGCAGCAGUACGUCCAUCAGUUCUUCUCGGCCACACUAUUGUCUGAGCUGCUCAAGGCAUUGGUGUCCAACUAUCUGAUACUGACUGAGGAGGAGCUGUUGCAGUGGACUGACGACCCUGAGGAGUUCAUUCUUGACAUUGACAAUGGCGCAGAGUCCAACGCCUACGAGAUCAAGCCGGUCGCGUACUCUUUGUUCAUCCUGCUGAUGAGACACUUCCACGAGGUUGGCGUCAAGACUGUGCACGAGAUGUUGCUCUACGUCACCAGUGGCGCGAUGGCGCCCGGCCAGCCACAGACCACUCAGCAGCUGCUACUCAAGGAGGCCUGCUACAUGACCAUUGGACUGGGCUACUAUGACCUGUACGACAAUGUCAACUUUGACACUCUGUUCUCCAACGUAUUCAUGGUGGAGUUGCAGAUGCAGGACAAGCGAUACAACAUCAUCAGACGACGUAUAUGCUGGCUGAUCAGCUAUUGGAUACCAAAGAUACCAGAGAACAUGCGAAUGGCCAUCGUCCAGAUAAUCCUAGAAUUGACCAGCAUCGAUGAUCUAGUCAUCUCACUCACAGCAUGGGACUCACUCAAGGCUCAGAUUACACCAUUUGCUGGAAAUAUCAUCAAGUUGAUAUCGAGCAUGUGGAACAAUGGAGAAGCUCCACAUCAUUUGAAGAGCGCUAUCGUGCGUAAUUUGACACUGUUCUUGCAGGCGAUGAAUGGUGACCCUUCGGAAUACUUCACAUUCUUACUCCCAGUGAUCGAGCAAGCAACAAUGCCCAACACCGAGGAGUCAAUCUACCUCCUGGAGGACGGCCUCGAGCUCUGGUUCAACCUGAUCGGCCGCAUCAACGCCUUCCCCAGGCCACUGCUACUGCUCUUCCGCAACAUCAUUGGCGUGAUGCAACAUACCUUUGAGCACAGCCAAGUGUGCAUGAAGAUCCUGGAAGCAUAUAUACUCGUUGGCGGCCAGGAGUUCUUUUUGGCCUACGGCAAUGAUGUGGUGGGCGUGCUGGCGGCACUGCUCGGCGACAUCAAGGACAGCGGCACCAACUACAUCAUACGUCCAAUCGACCUCAUCAUUCAGAUGUACCCCGUGGACGGUGCCGUCCUGCUUCAGCCCGUGUUUGUCAAGCUGCUUCAACUGAUACACUCCAACGACGAGUCGGAGCUCUCGAUCGUGCAGUACCAGGCGGUGUUCACUCGUCUCAUCACGAUGAAUCCUGCUGCCUUCUUUGAGUUUAUCGAGAAGCUGCCGCAUCCACAACAGGUGUUCCGCUCAUACAUGGAGAGCUGGUUCGACAAGAUCGACUCGAUCGGCAGCUCCGAGGUCAGGAAGCUAACAUCGAUCGCCAUGUCCAACAUGCUGGCCAUGCCCAACAGCCAGGUGGUCGAGUUCAUCGCACAGCUGGUGAUUACGACGGCGGGUCUGCGUGCAGACAUCAACCCAGACGACUUCCAAGAGUUGUUGUUCUCUGAGGACGGCUUCCAUUUGCCCGAGAACAGUUUUGUUGAUAACAUGGUCAAAAAGGUUCAGUCCCAAGAUCCACUCUACAAACUAGACGAGGCUGCCUACUUUAUUGACAAACUGAACGAAUCAUCCAAAGUACAUGGUGCACUAUUCCAGCAACAGAUACAACAAGUACAUCCCAAAGUGCUCGAGCUGGCAUUCCCAGGACAACAGCAGCAGCAACAAAAUCAA
Molecule: messenger RNA, 2571 nt
Organism: Acytostelium subglobosum LB1
Lineage: Eukaryota; Evosea; Eumycetozoa; Acytosteliales; Acytosteliaceae
Exons: 4
Biological process (GO): protein import into nucleus
Cellular component (GO): cytosol; nuclear envelope
Source: RefSeq, a predicted model, not a curated record